AUGAUGGGUGAUGCUUUGUCGUCAGAAGCUGGAAUCGUCUUACCUAGCUCAUCACCAACAUCACACAUACCAAUUGGUUGCAAAUCUGUCGCGAUGAGUCGACCAGAAGACACUCAUCUGCCUCAUGAGGUUUGGGGCAUCAUUCUGUCAAAGGCUUCCGAAGGUAGUCUUGGUACACUUUCCAGAGCCUGUAAAGAUAUGAAUGGUAUUGCAGUCAAGUACUUGUAUCGAGAGAUUGGACAGAGGACUCGCAAGCAAAUGAAAGCCAACAUGACGCACUGUGAGGGCGAAUGCAUUUUCCUCAUCUUGCAGAACAUACAGACGCAAACUACAGGAUACAAUCAAAACGCUCUCUCGAGAGUGCAGACAUUGCAUUUGAGCGAAUAUCUAUAUAAUAGCUGGAAGCCGGAAUUCGAAUCGGGCCUCAAACGUACACGAGCGAAUCGAAUUGCUGAAAAAGUCAAGGGACUUACUUUAGAAACAGCCAUUCAACUAGUGAAAGCUUGUACGCAAGCCUCGUUUAUAUUCGGUAAAGGUAUCUCACACUUUAAAACGUUGCUCCAAUAUUUCCCAACGACCAUUACGAAGCUGGAUAUAGCGCCUUCUCUAUGUAAUUCUCCAGAAUUUGCCGAAUUCGUCGCCAGGAAAUCACCAGUCAUCAAACACGUACAUCUAUAUCGGGAGCGAGUGAUUCGCAGACUAGAUGGUGUUGCAGCAUUCCUUAGGUCGCAACAAAUCGAGACCUUAUCAUAUACAGGGAUUCGUGGACAGGGUAUAUUGAAGGCUCUAGGAGCUAACAGCACAGAUUCCCUGAAAGAUUUGACUUUGAACAAGGUCGAUAUGAUUGAAAUGGGAGAUACAUGUCUGGCACAAUACGUCAACCUCCGUGAGCUAUCUUUGUCAGAUAUUAGGAUGAGGACUGCUCAUUUAGCGGCUUUUAAGGAUCAAAAUACUCAGCUCAGAACUCUUGCUAUCCGUAGAUCAACUGACUUCCACCCCUCCGAUAUCUCUAAUUUACUAGAAUCCAGUCGCUCCACACUAAAGACAAUCACUCUGAUACAUACUCGUACCUUCGUCCAGAUGCUCGAAGACGGAGUAUCUGACGGCCCUCAUAUCCCACACGACCUCGUAAUGCAUAUAGAUCGCCCAAUAUUCGAACUUGAUGGGUUUGGAUGUCUCACACAUGUAAACAUGUCAGUCGCAGAUGCUCGUCGUAGUAGAUUCGACACUUUUAUAGCAAAUCGUGGGAGUCAGCUCAUACGUCUUCGUCUCUCGUCGUAUACCGAGGACGAAUUCGAUGUGAGACUCAUUAUCAAUCAUUGUCCGAAUAUGAAGAAUUUGAUGCUGGAUAACUUUGACUUGACAGAAGCAAUGAUGAUUAACUUGGUAUCGACCUUGUCCAAUAUGCAGGCUUUGGAAGUUACACCCCGCUUUCGGAUUAUGGAUGUAGAUGCUGUAUUAACAGGAGCAACAAACCGUAGUGAGCUACAUGCAAAAGCAGAGAAACUCACCAUCGGAUGCCCUCCGUUUACUGGAAUCUCCACUCGCAGUGAAAAUCUACUAGAAGGCCUGCAAGGAAUCAAGCGACGUGGUAGAUGCCGAGCCUUGAAGAAACGAAUUACGGCCGCAACAACUCCUCUUAAUAUCGUAAUCGACUGGGUAGCAGGUCCGAUCAUAAAUGGUGAGACUCGAAUAUGCUUAAACGCAGUCAACCAUGAAGCUCCAGAAGACUCGGAUGACAGUGAAGAUGAAGAGGACGAUGAUGAGGAGAUAUCUGAUGGCGAGCAUGAUAAUUCCGAGUUUGAGGAUGUCUUUGCUGCUUUAGCGGCUUUACAUCACAUGCCUGGUACCAACGUAAAAGACGUCAACCCACAUGCAUUCGUAACAGCAUACGCUGCCUACUUGAAGAGAACUGGCAAGCUCGAAGUCCCAAAAUGGGUUGAUUUGGUCAAGACUGCUACUUACAAGGAAUUGGCUCCUUAUGACCCUGACUGGUUUUACACUCGUGCUGCUGCCGUCGCCCGUCACAUAUACUUGCGAGGAGGUGUAGGAGUUGGUGCCUUAAGGAAGAUGAAGAGUGGAAACAAGAACAGGGGGUCACGACCACAUUUCUCUCAAGUGUCUUCGGGUUCCGUUGCCCGAAAGGUCUUGCAAGCUCUAGAAAAGAUCAAGGUCUUGGAAAAGGAUCCUUCCGGUGGCCGAAAAAUCACUACUGAAGGCCAAAAGGAUUUGGAUCUGAUUGCUGCUCAGGUCGCCAAGACUGUGGUCGCAUAA
This is a messenger RNA of Synchytrium microbalum, 2274 nucleotides long. RefSeq lists its product as uncharacterized. Bases 1 to 2274 code for a protein of 757 amino acids. Gene Ontology annotation, cellular component: cytosolic small ribosomal subunit; ribosome. The transcript has 8 exons. NCBI's taxonomy places the organism in Eukaryota, Fungi, Chytridiomycota, Chytridiomycetes, Synchytriales, Synchytriaceae. The record is from RefSeq and is a predicted model, not a curated record. Gene Ontology annotation, molecular function: RNA binding; structural constituent of ribosome. Gene Ontology annotation, biological process: ribosomal small subunit assembly; translation.